Messenger RNA from Protopterus annectens (West African lungfish), 2496 nucleotides. It is a transcript of the gene TTL, whose product is annotated as tubulin tyrosine ligase. NCBI's taxonomy places the organism in Eukaryota, Metazoa, Chordata, Ceratodontiformes, Protopteridae. The transcript is spliced from 7 exons. The record is from RefSeq and is a predicted model, not a curated record. The coding region runs from base 191 to 1324 and encodes 377 amino acids. Gene Ontology annotation, biological process: protein modification process.
GUACAGUACUGAUUGUAGCUGGAUUCGGAUUUCUGUUUUGACCGUGUCAAACUAAAUGGUGUGGGGGUAAGGCGUUAUCGCAACAUUGUUAUUUCCCGGGACAGUUCUGCUCCAUAUGCCGUGAUCAAAAUCAUAGGUUCUUUAAAGUAAAUGUUACACGUUAAGAUAUCUACAGGGGAUCAGAGUAAUUAUGUAUACUUUUGUGGUCCGGGAUGAAAACAGCACUGUGUACAGCGAAGUGGCCUCUAUUCUCAUUUCGACGGGUCAGUGGAAGAGACUCAAGAGGGACAACCCAAGAUUUAACCUCAUGCUGGGGGAAAGAAACAGGCUACCGUUUGGCAGAUUAGGUCAUGAACCAGGACUUGUGCAACUUGUCAAUUACUACAGAGGAGCAGACAAGCUCUGUCGCAAGGCUUCUUUAGUGAAGUUAAUCAAAACAAGCCCUGACCUUUCUGAGUCAUGUACAUGGUUCCCCGAAUCGUAUGUAAUUUACCCUAAUGAUCUUAAAACACCUAUGGCUCCAACACAGAAUGGAUUACAGCUUCCAGUAAGCAGCACACGGACUGAUGAAAGGGAGGUAUUUCUUACGUCAUAUAACAAGAGAAAGGAACCUGAUCAAGACAACGUUUGGAUAGCAAAGUCAUCUGCAGGUGCCAAAGGUGAAGGAAUCUUGAUAUCUUCUGAUGCUGCUGAACUUUUAGACUUCAUUGAUAACCAAGGUCAAGUACACGUGAUUCAGAAGUAUCUGGAGAAACCCUUGCUGUUAGAACCAGGUCAUCGCAAGUUUGAUAUCAGGAGCUGGGUGUUGCUAGAUCACCAGUAUAACAUCUACCUCUACAAAGAGGGUGUGCUGCGGACAUCAUCUGAACCAUAUAACAGUACAAAUUUACAGGACAAAAUUUGUCACUUGACCAAUCACUGUAUUCAGAAAGAACAUUCCAAAAACUAUGGACGAUAUGAGGAAGGCAAUGAAAUGUUCUUCGAUGACUUCAAUCAGUAUCUAAUCAACUCUCAUAAUGUUACCCUUGAAAGCAGUAUUUUACCCCAGAUCAAGCAGAUCAUAAGGAGUUGCCUUUUGUGUAUAGAACCUUCAAUCAGCACAAAGUCCCUUCCAUAUCAAAGUUUCCAGCUUUUUGGCUUUGACUUCAUGGUUGAUGAAGAAAUGAAAGUGUGGUUGAUUGAAGUCAAUGGAGCCCCAGCCUGUGCGCAGAAGCUUUAUGCAGAACUUUGUCAAGGAAUCAUCAGCAUUGCAAUAUCUAGCGUCUUUCCAUUGAAUGACUCUACAGAAAAGCAGAAUGACUUAUCCAAGUUUAUCAAGCUUUGAUGUCAGUUGAACAUCAGUAUUUCACUGGCAAUAGAAAACACUUCAGCUCCCAUGCAGUGUCCGAGGGGACAUUUUUGACCAUUUCCUUUGCUGCAAGAGCAACUGAACAUCAGAAAUGAUGAAACUUUUGACAAGAACAAAAUGUAGCAAACAGUUCUUGAAGUGGAUGCCGUUUGUGACUACUGUGCCUAUAGCCAACAUUUAACAACAUUAUUACCUGUGCUACAUACAUAUCACUAAGUUUUUUGAGAAGAGCAGUAUCAGACUUUUUGAAAUAACACAAAUGAAGAAAACAUUUUGCAUUGCGUAUGCAUACAUCUUAAUAUGUUAUUUGAACUGUUUAGGAAUGAAUCCGACUGCACUAGUGAGACUGUUCUUAAAACACCACACUGGAGGUGUUUGCUGCUUUAUAGGUUGUUAUUAUUUUUUUUACAGUGUAGAACUCCUGCAGUAACAGUGCCUUAUAGUGGUUCUGUAAAGGAGUGCUUUAAUUAGUCAUUCAUGUAGUCUAGAAUGUUUCAAGAAUCACUUUGAUGUUGGCUAAAAAUAUCAUGUCAGUAACAUUAAGUAUUUGAAAGUGGCACUGUUUGCCAUACAAAGAAUUUGAUGAUCUUUCUAGCGAAGGUUUGCUUUCUUGAAAAGUGAGGGUGAGCAGUGUAUUUUUAAAGCUCUAAUAAGUUUCUAUAGUUCAUUUAUUUGUUCAUUUUCUAAGAUCCCUCUUUAUCCUGUACAGUAUUACAGGGAAGCAAGAAUGUAUCAAGUAAGUGAUUGUAACUUCUGCUGGAUGGGAUGCCUGUCCAUUGCAGGCUUUUAUGUUCAUAAGUUCAUAGGUAAGUACUGGGCUAGCUGGCUCUGUGGAACCAUUUUAAACCUAGCCAGUUUCCACUUUAGUGGUGAGAAUUAAACCCUGUACCUUGUGUCUGUGAGGUAAACACUUUAACCAUUGUGCCAGCCUCCAACCAUAACCUCCAAAUGUAAUUUGCAGCAUAUGUCAGUUACCCAGCAAAGAUAGAAGGAUAUUGUCUUUUUAAGAUGUUUGUUCCUGAACUCAAAAUCUGUAUAGGCCUGUAUGUGGUUUCCAGGAAAGAAAUGUACAUGUUUAUCCAAAGUGGCUUUCACACGUGCUUGAUAAUACACUGCAGCACUUUAAUCUAAACACUUGAUUUUCCUUA